Messenger RNA from Melozone crissalis (California towhee), 2651 nucleotides. RefSeq names its product armadillo repeat containing 9 (gene ARMC9). Gene Ontology annotation, cellular component: ciliary tip; centriole; ciliary basal body. The record is from RefSeq and is a predicted model, not a curated record. The transcript has 26 exons. Gene Ontology annotation, molecular function: protein binding. Lineage: Eukaryota; Metazoa; Chordata; Aves; Passeriformes; Passerellidae. Bases 80 to 2539 code for a protein of 819 amino acids. Gene Ontology annotation, biological process: cilium assembly.
GGCGGGGCCGCGGUUGCCGGGGCGACACCGGCGGCGGCUGAGCUUUAUCAGCGAUGAGAAGUAGCAGCAGCCCUUAGCAAUGGGUGAUGUUUUAGCAUAUGAGGCUGAGUUACUUGGACUAGUGAAAGAGUAUUUAGAUUUUGCCGGAUUUCAAGAAACAGUGAAAGUAUUUAAAAAGGAAUGUAAAAUAAAAGGGAAGCCACUACCUAAACCAGCAAAAGUUUCCUCAGAAGAUUCAUUGCCUGUUCAGGAAGAAAUGCUUACAGCAUUUGAAGAUGGUGAUCAGAAAGUUUUCUUCCAGCUCUGGGAGGAGCAUAUUUUGUCUUCACUCCAUGACAGUGAUCCAGCUGCUCAGAACCUGGAGUUCUAUCUCCACAUCUACUUUGCCACCUUCCUCUUGAAACAAACUAUGGGAAAGCCUGACAAAGCUGAACUUGAUGAAAGGAUUUCUUAUUUCAAGGCAUACUUGGAAACAAAAGGAGCUGCACUGAGCCAGACUACAGAGUUUCUUCCCUUCUAUGCUUUGCCAUUUGUUCCAAACCCCAUGGUACAUCCUUCCUUUAAAGAACUUUUCCAGGAUUCUUGGACACUGGAUUUAAGGACAAGACUGGAAACGUUCCUGUCUCUGGCUCUCAAAGCCAGACAGACUCCUCGGCUUCUCACUAUAUUUAAGGAGAGUGGACAGUGCAACAAAGAAAUGAUGCAACACCUUCACCAGCAGUUAGUGAAGCGUGAGCACAGGUACAUGACCAACCUGAAACGACUGCGCAAGCUGCAGAUGGACUACCGCGGUCUCCUUGAAGUCACUGCAGAGCUGGUGGAUUCUUUGGAGGCCACAGUCACUGGCAAGAUGAUUACACCAGAAUAUAUUCAAAAUGUUUGUGCUUGCUUGUUUAGCAAUCAUUUGAAACAAUCUGUAACACACAACAUUGACUUCACAAGGCCUGGAACUGGAUAUUACUCUAUGAGCCCUUGUGAUGACGGAUAUGCUUCCACACUGUUAAGAGCAUCUUUAUCCUCUAUGAAGGUGCAGGAUGUGCCACUGCUGCCCUCUCUGGAUUAUGAGAAGCUGAAGAAAGAUUUGAUUACAGGGAGUGAUCGUCUCAAGGCCCUCCUACUGCAGGCUCUGCGCUGGCGCUUGACAACAUCAUAUCCUGGUGAACAGAGAGACACUAUCAUGCAAGCCUACAUCAGUAAUGACCUCCUGGACUGCCACAGCAACUGUCAGAGAAGUGUCCUCCAAUUAUUAUAUUCUAAAAGUGAGGUAGUCAGACAGUAUAUGGCAAGGCUCAUCAAUGCUUUUGCUUCACUGAUAGAAGGUCGUGCCUACCUUUCUCAGAACCCAACCUUGCUGCAAAUGCUGGAGGACAGACUGAAAGCUGAAGACAAGGAUUCCCUUACAUGGGAGAAUGUUCUGGGGGCUCUGCAGAAAUUCAGCCUCAGGCGCACACUGCAGUCAGCAAUGAUCCAGGAUGGGCUCAUUUUCUGGCUGGUUGAUGUUCUAAUAGACCCAGAUUGCCUGUCUGAUUACAACCUGGAGUAUUGUGCUGCCUUACUCAUGAAUCUUUGUCUGAGGAGUGCAGGGAAGAAAAUAUGUGCAAGUAUCCCAAACGCCAUGCUCAGAGUUCUUUCUGGUCUUCUUGACCAUGAGAAUCCUAAGGUCCAGUCAUAUGUGAAUGGAGUACUGUACAGUAUUCUGGCCAUCCCUUCUGUCCGAGAAGAAGCCAGAGAAAUGGGGAUGGAAGAAAUUCUGCGCUGCUUUAUCAAGGAAAGAAAUGAAGAGAUGGUUCGACAGAUGGAAUUUGUUAUCAAGCAACUCAAUUCAGAAGAGCCAUUCAAUGACAAUAUUGUGUCUGAUGAUGAUGAGGAAGAGGAGUAUGAGGAAGAGGACAAUGACAUCCUGGAGCCUGAUCUGGACAAAGAUGAGGUUUUGCUGCCUCAGCUGGGGGAGCUUUCAGGAGAGAAGCUGCUAACAACGGAGUACUUGGGAAUAAUGACUCACACUCCAAAAACUAAGAAGAAGCAAUUUGCUGGUGUCCAUCAGAGUAUAGAUGAGCCACUCCAGAGACCUGUGACACCAGGUUAUCACAGACCUGCAUAUCUAAUGCCAGAAAAUGGUUCCAGUUCCUGUCACGACAGGGAUGAGAAGCUGCAGUCUCCAGCAAGUGGUGCCUCUUCCACUUGUGGUGGGAGACAGUCCAGCAUUUCUGACUUCUGCAUUUCCCCCUCAUCAAUUGAAAUGAAGUCAUCAGGCCAUAGAAUGGACCAAUGCAUCCCAGCUGGUGAUGCCUUGUCUUCUCAAUCUGCUGGCUUCACUGAGGACAAAGUAAAUGGUCCAUCACACAGUGACUUUGCCCUGGCUUUCACCAGCAAACCCAAGAUCCCGCGCACUCCUGACGGGCAGAGCAGCAGCCCCAGGAAGGGAAAGGUCCCAGCCAUUGCCCCCCAGUUCUCUCAGUCUGGACCCCAACAAGCAAGCCAUCCAAGCUCCUCAGGAUCUUCAAGGAGUAGACAGAGCAGCCAGUCCUACAGGAAGUGAGAACAGUUCCUUUCCUCGAGAAUCACCUGUCACAUUGCUGAAGGACAGAGCCAGCUUCCUGUAAUGAGCUUCACUGGUGACCUGCACAGGAGAGUGAGGCUGUUGGCACUGC